GAGCCUUAUUACUUGAUGGAAUCAAGAGAUUUCGAAUUAGACCCAUUAGAAGAAAUUGGGAAGUUGAUGGAAUCUUUAUCUAUCACCUACUUCCCAGAAGAGUAUAAAUUGACAGUCUACAACCCAUUAGAUCCAUACAACUCCAUUGCUGGUAGACUUUCAAAAGGUAUGGAUGAUGCUGAUCAAAAAGUUAUUUUAGAUUCAAUUAAAGAAUAUAAUGAACUUGUUACCAAAAUUCAUCAAGAAAAUGGAUUCAUUAAGCAUCUAAAGGAAAAGAAAACUAUUUCAAGAGCUUUCGUGCAUGAGUUAUUGAAUCAAAUGUAUUCAAGAGCUGUGUCUCCAUCGGUCCAAAGAUUAAGAAAAUAUGAAGCUUUUUCAAAUAAUGUUUAUGGUGAGUUAUUACCAAAUUUCUUAUCAAAAGCUUUUGAUCAAGUUGGUCUUUCUUCAAAAUCUACUUUUAUUGAUCUUGGCUCAGGUGUUGGUAAUGUUACAAUUCAGGCUGCUUUAGAAUAUGGCUGCGAAAGUUAUGGUUGCGAAGUUAUGGAAAAUGCUAGUGAUUUGGCAGAUUUACAACAUCAAGUUUUCAAUGAAAGAUGUAAACUUUUCGGUUUGAAUCCAGGAAAAGUUGGGUUCUUCAAUCAUCAAAGUUUUGUUGACAACCCAGAAGUUGAAGCUGUGGUUAGUAGAUGUGAUGUUAUUCUUGUCAACAAUUUCAUAUUCACACCAGAUCUAAACAGAGAAGUUAUCAAGUUAUUUAGAAAUUUAAAAGCCGGUACCAAGAUUAUAAGUUUGAAGAAUUUGGUUCCAGCUGGUCAUGUUGUUGAAUUUGAUGAUAUUGAGAACAUCAUUAAUAAAUUCAAAGUUGAAUGUUUUGCUUUAGAUAACGGAUCGGUUAGUUGGACUGAUAGAGGUGGUAUAUAUUUUGUCUCUGAGAUUAUGGGUGAGAUUAACCCAGAUUUCCUAACUGUUUACCGUGGAAGACGUUCAAACCCAAAGGCUGAGAGUGAGGAAUUAGUGGUUAAACGAAGCUGA
Messenger RNA from Hansenula anomala, 1032 nucleotides. RefSeq names its product histone methyltransferase DOT1 (gene DOT1). The annotation marks the transcript as partial. The transcript has a single exon. The record is from RefSeq and is a predicted model, not a curated record. Gene Ontology annotation, molecular function: histone binding; histone H3K79 methyltransferase activity. Gene Ontology annotation, cellular component: nucleosome; nucleus. Gene Ontology annotation, biological process: DNA repair; regulation of transcription regulatory region DNA binding; DNA damage checkpoint signaling. Lineage: Eukaryota; Fungi; Ascomycota; Saccharomycetes; Phaffomycetales; Wickerhamomycetaceae.